Molecule: messenger RNA, 12164 nt
Organism: Ostrea edulis (European flat oyster)
Lineage: Eukaryota; Metazoa; Mollusca; Bivalvia; Ostreida; Ostreidae
Product: ATP-dependent translocase ABCB1-like
Exons: 33
Coding region: 1104-6380 (1758 amino acids)
Biological process (GO): transmembrane transport
Cellular component (GO): membrane
Molecular function (GO): ATP binding; ATP hydrolysis activity; glycosyltransferase activity
Source: RefSeq, a predicted model, not a curated record
UUUUGUUAAAAUUAUCAUUAUUUAGUAAUUAUACAUGCAAAUAAUCACAGAUGAUUAAUUAAUAAGGUUGGGAUAAUUGGGGGACACGUGGUAUAAUUGAUAAUAUGUGUAUUGGUUCAUUUCUUACAUUAAUCUAAAUUUAUACGUAUUCUAGAAAUAAGAGUUGGGGAAUUUUAAAAGUGAAAUGGUUUAGUUCUCUAUAACGAUUAUAGCUCAGGUUACAUGCAGCUAGUUCAUCCUCUCAAAUUUUUGCAUUAAUACGAUAAUGGAUUUUUUUUUUUUUUUUAAAUGUUAUUAAUUGCAUCUUAAAAUCUAAAACUUAUAUUGCGUGGAUUCGUUAGACAGUUUUAAAGCCAUAUGAGCUCACAAUUAAGAAAUAUCUACAGAUUACGAAUUUAUGCCUAAUGCUGAUACAGGUAUCAAAAUUGUUGGUACAAUUGUACAUUGUAACAAUCUCUGGUGAAAAUAAUACAUGUCAUGAUCCGACUAAUAACUAGGUUUGUAGGUCAAAUUUUAAUAGUUUUUUUUUUUUUUUUUUUUGGUUCUUUCGGUCCUAUUGAUUCAAGGUCAAUAUUGUCACCAUUGGUCAGUUUUAAUCAAUGGUCAAUACUUAUAUGUAUAUGUAAGGCCUGUUUUCAGGUCAGCUCCAGUUUCUGCAGGUCAUUACACUAAACUGUUUAGUGACCGUUUCUGCAUUAUAAAAAUAUUCUACUUCAGAAUCUAUAGAAUUUCAUUUUUAAUAAAAAUCAUGGUGUUCAAAUAAAGAAGGUGAGUAUGAGAAUUCGAUCUACGUACACAGUAAUUGAACCUUAAUGCGCCACUAUUUAAUCAAACGUUUAAAGGGGUUUUUACCCGCUCUAUAAAUAUACACCGUUGCAAAACCAACCAUGAAUCGAUAUACACUAUAUACACUGCGAGGUCAGGAACGUGAAGAGAGGUUGAAAAACUAGUACACGGGUAGCUUCGGUAUUGCGAAGGCGAGUCGACAUUGUUGCAGAUCUCGUUUAUACAGUCGGAUGAUAUGGCCGUAGCUGCGUUCUGUGAGAUUAUAAACUGUUAAAAAUAGAUAAAUACCGAGUGGAUUUUAAGCUUGCAUACGUGAAAUGGAAAUGUCUGAGAAAAACUUCAAUAAUACAGUUUUACCUAUGGAUGCGGACGAAGGUAUUGAAACCAAGAGGAAUUCAGAGUUACCUCCCAUGGAUAACGGAACACCACAUACAGAUAUAAAAAACUCUACCCUUCCACCCAUAGAGAAGAAAGAUAUGGCAAAUGGAAAUGUUUCCGAGGAAGAUGAGAGUAAGAAAGAUGGAGAGAAAGAAGAAAAGAAGGAAGAGCAGAAAAUGGUUGGAUCUCUAGAAAUUUUUAAGUAUGGGACAUGUUUUGAUUAUUUCCUGAUGAUCUUGGGGUCGUUCUGCGCUGUCUGUCACGGGGCUGCCCUGCCCAGUAUGAUCAUUGUGUUUGGAGACAUGACCGACACCUUUGUAAACUCUGGAAUCUAUUACAGCUGGCUCCAAAGUAUAUCUGCCUAUUUAUCAUCCGUUGGAAUCUCUAUCACGGAUGCUGUAGCUAAUCCGUCCAUUCUCAGUUCUCACAAAACUGCUCUGCAAGCCUCGCCGUACAAUGUGACGGACUUCAGUUCCCUGGACAAGGCUAUUUCUGAAGAUCUGCUGGACACAAUGACCAUCUUUGUUUGGUAUUAUUUAGGGAUCGGGGGAGGUGUCCUUAUUUUUGGGUAUGGGCAGGUAGCCUGUUGGGUGACAGCGGCCGAGAGACAGUCCCACAGGAUCAGGGUGUCAUUUUUCCGAAAUAUCAUGAGACAGGAGAUUAGCUGGUUUGAUACGCAUGACUCCGGCGAACUCAACACAAGACUGUCUGGUGACGUGAAUAAGAUUCAGACCGGGAUCGGAGACAAGAUGGGUAUUUUCUUCCAGUGGACCUCCUCGUUUCUCACGGGGGUGAUUAUCGGAUUCGUGUAUGGCUGGAAGCUGACACUGGUUAUACUGGCUUUCAGUCCUCUCAUCGUGAUAGCAGCUCUCAUCCAAGACAAGCUGAUUACCGCUGCGUCUUCAAAGGGUCUGGAUGCCUAUGCCAAAGCUGGGUCUGUGGCAGAUGAGGUUAUAGGGGCCGUGAGGACGGUAGUCGCCUUUGGGGGACAAGAUAAAGAAUGUGAAAGAUAUAACGAACACUUGAGUGAUGCCAAAGCCACUGGAAUCAGAAAGGGCCUGACGGUGGGGUUUUCUAUGGGGCUGAUUUAUUUCAUCAUUUUCUCUGUGUACGGGUUCGGAUUCUGGUAUGGUGCCAAGCUAGUGAGGGAGGAUUCCGAUUACACUCCGGGAAAUGUCCUUAUUGUAUUCUUCAGCAUUAUGAUCGCAGCAUUUUCACUGGGGUAUGCAACACCUCCACUGGGGAAGUUCUCAGAAGCCAGAGGAGCAGCAUUCACAGUAUACCAGCUCAUCCAACAGGUUCCCGACAUUGAUAUUGAAAGCGAUGAAGGGUUAAAGCCAAAUGAAGUCGUAGGGAAUGUGGAAUUACGGAAUGUUAAGUUCCGAUACCCAGCGAGACCAGAAGUACAGGUAUUGAAAGGUGUUUCAUUGGAAAUUAGCCGAGGAGAGACCGUGGCCCUGGUAGGGUCCAGUGGAUGUGGCAAAAGUACUAUAAUCCAGCUCCUACAGAGGUUCUACGACCCAGAGGAAGGGGAGAUCUGCUUGGAUGGUAACGGAUUAAAGUCUCUGAAUUUAAAAUGGCUUAGAACACAUAUUGGAAUUGUAAGCCAGGAACCCAUAUUAUUUGCCACAACAAUCGCAGAGAACAUUCGGUAUGGGAGAGAGGGAGUGACAGACCAAGAAAUAGAGGCUGCCUGCAGAAUGGCAAACGCGCACGACUUCAUCUUAAAUUUUCCUGAUAAAUACGAGACCUUGGUGGGAGAGCGCGGGGCCCAAAUGAGUGGAGGUCAGAAACAGAGGAUUGCCAUUGCCCGGGCCCUGGUCAGGGACCCCAAGAUCCUCCUGCUGGACGAGGCUACAUCAGCACUGGACACUGAGAGCGAGUCUGUAGUACAGGAGGCUCUAGACAAGGCUCGUUCAGGUAGAACUACGAUAGUGGUUGCACAUCGUCUGUCCACCAUUAAAACUGCUGACAAGAUUGCCGGAUUCCAAGAGGGGAACGUAGUGGAGAAGGGCACACACGAUCAGCUGAUGUCUAAGGGUGGAGUAUACGCCACGCUGGUCAAUAUGCAGACAAAACACCAAGCUGUUGAUGAGGAAGAGGAGGAAUUGAUCGCAGAAUUUACUGGGGACACGAAGCCAGAAAAAGGUGCCCAUCAUCUACAGCGACAAAACACCGUGCACCAUCUACCAGUGGACAAGGAAGUCGAUGAAAAGGACAAAGAUAAAAAAGACAAGAAAAAGGAAGAGGAGGAUGAAGCGGGCUUGGGGCGGAUCCUGAAGAUGAAUGCCCCUGAGUGGCCAUACAUCCUCCUGGGCAGUCUGGGAGCCAUAGUCAAUGGAGGAGUUCAGCCAGCAUUUGCCAUUAUCUUUGCAGAAAUUCUAGGGACUUUCGCAUUGAGUGAUACUAAUGACCAAGCAGACAAAGUUUUGAUGUGGACUCUGCUACUCGUUGGGGUGGGGUUCUGCAGUUUCUGCACCUUUCUUCUCCAGGGGGCCAGCUUCAGCAUAUCAGGGGAGAAUUUAACCAUGCGAUUACGACAAAACUCUUUCCGCGCAUUAUUGAGACAAGAUAUGGAGUAUUUUGACGAUCCUAAGAACACUACAGGGGCCUUAACUACCAGGCUAGCUACAGAGGCAGCAGAAGUCCAAGGGGCAUCAGGAGCUCAACUUGGAUCGAUGUUCCAGAACCUGGCCAAUAUAGGGACUGGGGUUAUCAUUGGUUUUGUGUAUGGCUGGCAGCUGACGCUAGUCAUCCUUGCGUUUAUCCCAAUCAUUGGAAUCGCUGGAGUCUUGCAGAUGAAAUUAUUGGAGGGAGUCACUGGUCAGAAUAAGGAGGCACUGGAAGAAGCAGGCAAAACUGCCACGGAGGCCAUCGAGAACAUCCGUACAGUGGCCAGUCUUUGUCAGGAGGAAACGAUGGUGAAUUUGUACAAAGCCCAAUUAGCUACGCCAUAUAAAACGGCACUCAGGAAGUCCCACUUUACAGGAAUCGCCUUCGCGGCGUCCACGGCAGUCAUGUUCUUUGCGUAUGCCACUGCUUUCUAUUUUGGGGCGUACAUGAUAGAAAAAAAUGAAAUGACCUUUACUGAUGUGUUCAAAGUGUUCAGUGCUAUUGUGUUUGGAGCCAUGGCUAUGGGGGAGGCAAGUGCUUUUGCACCUGAUGCUGGUAAAGCCAAGAAAUCCGCCUCGUUGAUAUUCAAGCUGUUAGACAGAGAGCCAAAGAUUGAUCCUUACUCCAAGGAGGGCGCCACACCUGAUGAUUUUACCAGUGCUGUUACCUUUAAAGACAUUCACUUCCGUUACCCAAAUCGCCCCGAUGUAGAAGUACUGCAGGGUCUGAAUUUAGAAGUGACCCCUGGAGAGACUUUGGCUUUAGUGGGAGCCUCUGGGUGUGGCAAGAGUACAACAAUGCAGUUGAUAGAGAGGUUCUACGACCCCGAGUCUGGGGAUGUGCUAUUAGAUAAACACUGUCUGAAAGAUCUGAAUGUUCAGUGGCUGCGUCGACAGAUCGGAAUCGUGUCUCAGGAACCGGUACUCUUUGACUGUAGUAUAGCAGAAAAUAUUGCAUAUGGGGACAACUUCCGAGAGGUUCCAAUGGCAGAGAUCAUCGAGGCUGCUAGAAAAGCCAAUAUACAUGAGUUUAUCCAGGCACUGCCCAAUGGUUAUGACACGAUGUGUGGAGACAAGGGGACACAACUCUCUGGUGGACAGAAACAGCGUGUGGCUAUCGCACGUGGACUGGUCAGAAAUCCCAAGAUUCUCCUGCUGGACGAGGCCACUUCUGCCCUCGACACAGAGAGUGAAAAGAUUGUCCAGGAGGCCCUUGACAAAGCUCGAGAGGGCAGAACAUGCAUUGUCAUCGCUCACCGAUUGUCCACGAUUCAGAACGCCAACAAAAUUUGUGUCGUCAAACACGGACAGGUGGCUGAACAAGGUCGUCAUGGAGACUUAAUUCGACUUAACAUACAUCAUUCGCCGAAACAGAAAUCUAACCCAGGAUUCAUCUUUGGGGGGUAUUAUCCCCAGAGUCCGCACAGUCACGGGGAGAAUGACAACGUAGCAGGGCCCAGCAGGAUCAUCGAAUGGGCGGAUGAACACUUCAGUACCCACUCAGAAGAACUCUCAGACAUUGCCCGCGCUCUGGAAAAGAAAGUGCGAGUUCUGUGUUGGGUGAUGACAAAUCCGUCUAACCACGAGAGCAAAGCUCGACAUGUCAAAGCAACAUGGGGCAAACGCUGCAACAAGCUGCUGUUUAUGAGUUCCUCUGCUGAUGCCUCUUUGCCGUCCAUUGCACUGCAAGUGAAUGAGGGCCGGAAUAAUCUGUGGGCCAAGACUAAAGCCGCCUUUAAAUAUGUGUACCAAAACCAUUUUAAUGAUGCAGAUUGGUUUAUGAAAGCUGAUGAUGACACCUAUGUCGUAGUGGAAAACCUCAGGUAUUUCCUAGCAUCCAGAAAUGCCAAUGAUUCUAUGUAUUAUGGUCGUCGGUUUAAACCCUAUGUCCCUCAGGGUUACAUGUCGGGGGGAGCAGGAUAUGUUCUCAGCAAGUCUGCACUGAGGAAGUUUGUGGAGAAAGGAGUGGAUGAUCCAAAAUUUUGUCGGGCGGAUGCAGGAGGAGCGGAGGAUCUGGAGUUUGGAAAAUGUAUGCAGCGAGUGGGAGUCACUGCAGGUGACAGCCUGGACAAACUUGGACGAGAGAGGUUCAUGCCAUUUGUACCGGAACACCACUUGAUUCCGGGAAUUCUUCCUAAGGAUAUGUGGUACUUUUCUUACAACUUCCACCCAGUCAAACAGGGUCCUGAGUGCUGCAGUGACUAUGCCAUCACAUUUCAUUAUGUCAACCCCAACAUGAUGUAUGUUCUGGAGUAUUUGAUAUACCAUCUUAAACCGUAUGGCAUCAACACCCUCACAAAAAUAGAGAUGGAUUCAGAAGCAAAGAAAAUCUCAAGAGACAGUAAUCAGGAGAAAACUAUGACCAAAGUGACGGUAAAGUCAACACCGAAACUGACUUCUGUCGUGAAAUCCACAACAGCGAAAGCCAAAUCUCUGUCAACCAUGACAAGGAAGCCUUCGACAACAGCAAAGCCGAAAAACUCUGCCCAGAAUGUCUCCACUCCUACCCCACUUCCUGUAGACAAGGCAAGCCCAAAAAAGACAGUAGCUCCAAAACUAGACAUACCCAAGCCCGGGGGCAAGGUUGACAAACCCCAGCGGUAGUGUCAGUGUUUAAGGCUGACAAACCCCAGCGGUAGUGUCAGUGUUUGUGAGGAAAGUGAUGAUGUUAAUGAUUGUGUGUUUGUAGAUUGUGUGUGGACGAAUGUAAUUGUCUGACUGAAAUAUUUCCUUAGUGGGAUUAAUGCUUUGUUAAUGUGUUUGGUAUUUGACAAUUGAAUGGUAGGAGAAUGGGGUAGUGAUUUUUAUUUCGUUGGCUGCCAAUGAUAGCUGUUGACAAUUGUAAAAAAGUUUUGAUAUACAUAUCAAUCUGUGCUAUUGAAUUAAGUGCUGAUACAGAUAUAUUUUAAGUAUUAUUAGAAGGAAAAUGCUGAAGUAACUGUAUGGUGUGAAUGGAAUUAAGUGGCUGUCCAUUGAAAAUUCAGGCACUGCCUCUAGAACAGGUAGCUAUGUCAAAUACUACUAAAUAUUUUCUUACUGAGUAUCAGUUUUGUAAUAGUCAUGAAUUUACCAGCCAUUGAUUGUGAUACAGGGAAGAGUAACCUCAUUGUAUGUGUCAAUACAGUGAAAAGAGAGUUAUCUGCCCACUGAUAUUGGCUUAUAUAGUGGCAGGAGCUAUCUGCCCUUGGUGUAUAUAGCAAAAGGAGUUAUCUGCUUUUUGUAAUGGUUUAUAUGAGUGACAAGAGUUAUCUGCCCUUCAUAAUGGUUUAUAUUUUGACCAGAGUUAUCUGCCCUUUAUAAUGGCUUAUAUAGUGGCAAGAGUUAUCUGUUCCUUGACAAUGGUGUAUGUCUCAGGCUUUUCUUGCAACGGUAACCUCCAUUUUUAUAUGAAGUCAAAUUACGACAAAAAAUCAUUUAAUGUUGUCCCCCCCCAAUAAAUAGUUUGCUUGAAACGAUGAGAUUUCCCUAGAGCAAGUCUAAAACAUGUUAAUAAUCGCUAAUUUAGUGUUCUGUUUUACGCAGUGGUUGGAAGGGUCCAUUUUGUACAAAUUUUGUGCUUCCGGAGAACGUGAUACAUUAGAGGGAUCUUUCCCAGAACUUGCCAGAAAGACCUGGGAAGUUGUGAUUGGUGUAUGUAUCGUGACAGGAGUUAUCUGCCCUUUAUAAUGGGUUAUAUCGUGACUUUCUUGGGACACAUCUGUAGACUAGAGUUGAAAAAAUCAAUUUUGUAUUUCAAAUAUUUAUUUAAAAUUAACCAAAAAUAAGAAAGAAAAAAAAAUCUGCCAAUCCCAGAAAUUUAACACAUCAAACUCUUGCUGCCUGAUUUUUCCAAGGACAGCCUCUUAAAAAUAUUAUUUAGAAAAACAAACAUUUUGACAAUGUACAGAGUUUUAAUGCAUGUGUAAUCUGGGCUGUUGAAGAGGAGAGUAUUAUUUUUGGUGGCAAUUUGUAAUUGUGGGUGAAUUAAAUGAUGAAGUGUGCAUCUUGUACAAGAAGAUACAGUGAACCUCCCCAAUACUGCUCACUCUGAAAACCGAACCCCCUCUAAACGGGAAACAGCUAGUCUUUAUUGAAGAGUUUUAUUGUACAGAGUUAUUCCCCUUAUAUUGAUAUACUUGUAGUAUUGAAACACUAAAGUUUAGAUAGACUAUCAUGUCCUGUACAUUAUGAAAUAUUUCUCACAGUAUUAUUGAUAUACAGUAUCAACAUUAUGCAGGAAAGUUAAGGUCAUAAGAAUUGGUAGGAUUCAUGAUGCCAUUGAUGGAAUUUGAAUGAUAUAGUGACUUGUUAUUUGAAUGCGUGCAGAUAGGUAUCCUCCUUUAAUAUGAAUAUUAACAAUGAUAGCUGGUCACAAUGAACAGGUGCUGACUUCAUUUUCAUUAUAUAAAGAUGGUGUGGGAUUACUAUGUUGGUUAUAAAAGAUUUCUGCUGUUUUCUGUUGAAUAGUGUUUUCUGACUUUUGUCUUUUUUUGUAUAUGAUACAUGUGUCUUUUUUGGUAGUUUUUAGUAUCCUUUAUAAUUUAGUCAACCCUUGUGAAUGUCACAAAUAAUAAUUGCUACCAAAGUUUUUGUGUCACAUACAUGUACAUGUGUACUGUUUUUAUACACCUGUCUUUAGACGGGACAUUAUGGUACAGCAAUAUCUGUGCGUCUGUCUGUCCUUGGUUUUCUGUUUCUAAUAUCAUUUCUCUGUCACAUAUCAAGCUCAAACUUGUUAUGUAGCUACUUUGUGGAUCACUCUAGAUCAUGCUGCAAUUUUGAUCCAUUUCGACCUCUCUUGCAGGAGUUUUGCCCCUUUAUUUGAAAAUUAUUGUUAUAUGGAGGGUACAUUUUUUAAGUGAAGACCAUCCUGUUGUGCAGGAUGUUUGUAUGGAUAUUGAAGAUGUGCAUGUGACAAGGAUUUUGAUUUUCUUCAAUAUUUGAGAAAAUUACAGGUUGUUGAACUUAGUCCUUCUUGAGGAAAUAUUACAAAGAGGGUACAUAAUUUUGUCCGGUUAACUUCUCCCACAAUCUUCAAGUGAGGACCUUCUUAUUUUACAGAGUAUUUGUAUGGGUAUGGAAGAUGUGCAUGUGGCAAGAAUUUUGAUUUUCUUCAACUUUGAAGAAAAUCACAGGUUGUUGAGCUUUGUCCAUUUUGAGGAAAUAUCAUAUUAAAUAAAAACGUGGUCUAUCCUUAUAACUCCUUUCACAAUUAGAAGCUAGAGUAUUUGUAAAUAAUUUGGAGAUGUGCAUAGUGCAAGGAUUUUAAUUCUCAACAAUUCUUAAUUUUCUUUAACAUUUUCAAUAUUUACUAGUUGUUGAACUUGGUUGAAUUUUGGGGAAACAUUUUAAACAUAAAACUCUUGGUUUUUCUACCUACCUCCUGUCACAGUUUUAAGCUAAGACCCAUUAUUCAUAUUAUUAUACAAAGAUAUUAUGUCACAGCAUGCUGAUGGCUGAUACUACGGUCUACCUGAAGCAAAGUUCUAAAAAUCAUGGCUUAAGAAAAACACACUAUGUAAGCAUUUCCAUGGGUAUAUUAUGUACUGUUUGUGGUACUCUUGUUAAUUUAUGAAAUCUGAAUAUUUUUACACCAUCAGUGAACAAUAUUCACACAAUACCAAUAAUAGGGUUAUUUUUCUGAAAAUCUUUAGCCUAGUCUAUUUAAUUUAAACAAUUUAUGGAACUAAAUUCCUGUAGGAUAUUUAUUAAGUCUCUUAGGAAUAAGUCAAGAUUUGCUAACAAAUAAAUCUAUAACAUGUUUAUUACGCAUCAAAUUCAAAAUAUACAGUGUAAAUUUAAAAUUAUGUGCUCAACACAGAUAAUAUACCUUAUGUACUCGGCUUUAAGUCGGAUUUUUGGGAGUUAAAAUUUGCUCCAAAACUCUACAUCUGACUUGAAGGCUUAUUCUAAGAAGAUCAGUAUUUUUCUGGACGACAUAAUGCAUAGUAUUAUUUAAACAACUCCGUACUCUGACGAUUAUCAUAUGAUUAACGUGGACUGGACAUAUUAUUUAUUUAUUAUAAGAUUAUGCAUGAAGUACAAAUAUUUUCAUAUUUUAAUGAUUUUAUUUAUCUUAAGUGUAUAUUAUGGAAAUUGAUUUGUUAAGAAAAUGAAUAUUGGCUCAUUUGGGUGAAAACAUUUAGAGCAUUGAUUUGAAAUUGUCAACCGAUUCUUGCAAAACGUUAUAACGACUUAUAAGCGGGUCAAUGGCAAAUCCCUCCAAAAUUACCUAAAAGAUAUACAUUUUAACUGACUAAUAGGCAAACCGACAUAUAGGCAAGUACAUGUAUAUAUGGUAUCGCUGAUUUACAGCAGUUCUAAAUGUGUAUCAAUCUCUGGGAGUUCUGUAGUCAGGCAAUCUCAACUUUUGUUAGUCAUUCAGUAUAAAAACAAUUGUCUGAAGUUGAACUUACCUGGACUUUUUGGUAACCUUUAGGCCUGAUGCCACUUUUGCCAUAAAUUCAGGGAUGGAUCCAGGAAUUCUUUAAGGAGAGUGGGUUCUACUAUUAAGUUUGGUUUUCAAAGGGGGCCGGUUCCACCCUCAAAAUGCUUUAUUUUUUACCUUUUUUAAAGCAGAAGUUUCUAGCGAAAGGGGGUUCCAGACCCCCCACCCCCCACGCUAUGGAUCCACCACUAGUUAAAGUCAAUUCCCUUAUAGGUAUAAUUUUACUUAUCACCUAAACAGGUUUGUUGAUGAAUUCACUUUUCAUCUAUUCAAAGGAAUGUGAAAUUAUAUGCAUUUUAUGAUAUUCACAUGAUGAUAGUAAUCUAAAUUUUGAACCUAAUGAAAUCAUGACAAUCAAAUUGGGUUUUUUUUCAGCUGACCCCAUGUUUUGAUUGCCUUUAAUUUAUGAAAUCUUCGUUGAUUUUAAUUUUUCAUGAAAAGACACAAUAUCUCUUUGAAUUCCUUUAUCAAUGCAUGGCCAGAAACCCAGUCAGUCUGACAGAAGGGAGAAACCAUUUAGUUCAUGUCCAUUAUGUAUCUCCAGUGAGGGCAAACUGGGAAAUUACUUUGUACGAAGACUGACCAUGGCUUUCUGUCUGUGUAACAUAAGCUUACAUGUAGCUUAUCAAUGUAGUUUCCCCUUCAUUAAGUAUUUGAAUAGUAACAUAGAUUAAUGGCUUCUCCUUUUGUUUAUCUCCCAGUUCCUCAUUGAACUGUGUUUUGAUGAAUGCAUAGCUUGGCUUCUAAUUACAGUAAAUAUAGCAUCGUGACUUUACUUUUCCCUGUGUGAAUUCUUCCGUCCCCCUUUCGUUAUUAUUUGGACAGAAGUUUGAUUGACUUCUGAGUAGUAUUUUGAUGUAAAUUUACAAUAUAGAUUGGCUUUUCAGUAGCAUAUGGAUAGAAGCAUAGAUUCACUUUCUUAGUUCCCUCUUUUAUUAGUACUGUAUUUGGAUAGAAGCAUAGUAUGGCUUCUCCCUUUGUGAAUUUAUCAGUGCCCCUUUUUAUUACAUGUAGGUCCCUACCUUUAAGAGAUCAGCCUGUGUAUCUGCAACUAAUGAAAAGAGCACACAGGAACUUUAAUAUAUAUCAAUGUUUUGCAAAUUAAGUUGAGUUUGUGUUUUGUUGACCUACUUUUGAAAUACUUGUGGACCUUCAAGUUAGCAAAUUUUAGGGAUUUAACAGUUUUCUGGCUAUCCCUGCAGCUAUUGAAAAUUUAUGCAUGAACAUAUAACUUUGGGUUACAGAUCAAUUUAAAUUUGUUGACUUACUAUAUAUUUUAAAGAGAUAUGGACCUUGAAACUAGCAGAUAAUGCUACAAAGCUUGGCCUUUAUGCGAUACUUGCCAUGACAAUGAGAUUUAGUUAGGUAUUUGGAUGGAAAUGUAGGUCUCUAAUUUCCCAGUUCCCUCAUUUAUUAAUAUUUGGAUAGAACCAUAGUUUGGUUUCUCUCAGUUUUCUCUUUUAUUUAAUAUUCACAUGGAGUCAGGACUGCAUAACUAGGCCACUCCCAUUAUGAUUUCUCAGCGAUAAGAUUGCUUAUUGUGGCAUUCUGCAAGGUGUCCCAUUUAUUGGUAUGUAAUUAUGUAUUAAAGAAUCUAUAAAAAUGUCUUUCAUAGGAAGAAAAUGUCAGAAUUAUAUACUUGUAUUAAGAUAGACUAUGUUUAUUAUAUUUAUUUUAUGUAUAUUACAAUUCAGUUGAAUUUAUAUAUAUUAUAUGUGACAUGUUAUCACAUUUUCUCAUUUGUAAUGACUAUGUAUUUAGAAAUUUCUGUCUGACAAAAGAAUUCAUAAACCAAAUAGAAAUGUAUGUGUGGGUAUAGUUCAAAGUUCUGUAAAAAAAAAAAAAAAAUUAAUUUCAGUAUGUUGUCAUAAUUAUGAUAAAGAUAUUAAUUAAUCAAAAAAUUAUAAUUACCAAUUAUUUCACAAUGAAGUUCUGAAUGAAACUAAAUUACUUUUAGUGAC